Messenger RNA from Anopheles marshallii, 2256 nucleotides. Its product is annotated as bleomycin hydrolase. Gene Ontology annotation, biological process: proteolysis; response to toxic substance; L-homocysteine catabolic process. NCBI's taxonomy places the organism in Eukaryota, Metazoa, Arthropoda, Insecta, Diptera, Culicidae. The record is from RefSeq and is a predicted model, not a curated record. The coding region runs from base 1 to 2256 and encodes 751 amino acids. The transcript is spliced from 6 exons. Gene Ontology annotation, cellular component: cytoplasm. Gene Ontology annotation, molecular function: cysteine-type aminopeptidase activity.
AUGUGGGACUGCGCAGUGAUCGGUUGCCCGAACGGCAGGUUUAACGCUCAAAAAAGUUUGGGCCGUGUCUCGUUUCAUGUGUUUCCGCAUCCAGUGCGUGAAUCCAAUCGCUUUCGACGAUGGCUUGCCCUGAUCAACAAUCCGCGGCUGCUGCGAAUGAACCCGUUAAGCGUAUUCAAAAGCGCCCGAGUUUGCCGUCGACAUUUCGGGCCGGAUUGUUUCAAUGGCGCGUGUCGUAAUUUGCUACCGAUCGCCAUUCCCACACUAUAUCUUCCGGAGGUGCGGCCCGUAGCUUUGGUGCAACCGAUGGAUGCGGUAGGUGAUGAACUGGAACGGUUGCUUCGGGAAGAGCGCAGGCAGCAGUUGAAGCGUCAUGGCGCAGUUGAAACGCCGUUCGAGGAUGAGACGAAUGAAGGCGGAAAGCGACCCCGGAUAGGUGUUACUUUGAUGUCGUCUGAUGUGGAUGAAGCAGACUGCAGUAUUGGAGACCGUUUUUUCGACCGUAUCAUUGCAUUUGAUGUGGAGGAAGAGUAUGACGAGAGAUCGCUGGUCAGCGAUUCAAGAAUAUCGUCCGUGUGCCAUGGAAGUUAUGGACUGACAAGCUUCACCGGGUUGGUAAUGAGUACAGCUGAACUGGACACGUUGAAACAGGUGGAAAUACUGAACGAACCACCCGAAACGCUUUUGAACGAUUCACCAUCACCACCGGAUGAUCGUUCCCGGGUGCCAAUCGAAAAGGGGUACGAACAGCUCGUUAGAGAGUUCGCCAGCGAGGCAAGCAACGAUGAGCAGGAGCAGCAAAUCCAAAGAAAGGAGGAUAUGGUGACCAACAGUGAAGUCAAAUCUCUGCAGGAUGACGAUUCCACACAGAAGAUCGACAUGCAAGAAUUUCCCAAAGCUCCGCUCAAUGAAGAGUUCUUCCAGAAGUGUCGUACGGAUUUUUACGACUGCCCAAAGAAUGUGCUCGCGCAGAAUGUGUGCACCCGGAUAGAUCCAUUCGAUGCGUGUUUGUCGCGAAAAUCGCUAGAAAACACGCAACACGUAUUCACGUACAAGAUCGAGAACGAAGGCAAACCGCUGACGAACCAGAAAAGUUCGGGCCGGUGUUGGCUGUUUGCGGCACUAAACUGCAUUCGCAUCCCAUUCAUCAAGCAGUACAAUUUGGACGAGUUCGAGUUCUCGCAGGCGUACCUGUUCUACUGGGAUAAGAUCGAGCGGGCCAACUACUUCCUGAACAAUGUUGUCGAUACGGCCAAGCGGGGCGAAGCAGUCGACGGCCGGUUGGUGUCGUUUCUGUUAUCCGAUCCGACGUGCGACGGUGGGCAGUGGGACAUGCUGGUGAACUUAAUCAACAAGCACGGACUGAUGCCGAAGAAAUGUUUUCCGGAGAGUUACAGCUGCGAGGCAAGCACCCGGAUGAACUCAGUCGUAAAGAGCAAGCUCCGCGAAUAUGCAAAGGAUUUGAGGAAGCUCAUCGAUAACGGUGCGACAGAUGACGAGGUGAAGGAUCGGGUGAAGAAGCAGAUGAACGAGGUGUACAACAUUGUCGGCAUCUGUCUCGGUAUUCCGCCGGAAAAGUUCACCUGGGAGUACUACGACAAGUCGAAGAAGUACCUUAACAUUGGCCCGAUCCGUCCGAUCGAUUUCUACGAGAAGUACGUCAAGCCUUACUUCAACGUCGAUGAUAAGGUGUGUUUGGUGACGGAUCCGCGUACGUCCAACCAUUACGGCCGUUCGUACACGGUCGACUGUCUCGGGAAUGUGGUGGGCGGCCGACCGGUGCUGUAUAACAAUCAACCGGUCGAACUGCUGCUCGAUUUGGUCACGAAAGCGCUCAAGUUUGGUGAGCCUGUUUGGUUCGGGUGCGAGGUUAACAAGCGUUUCGCGGGCAAGCAAGGCAUCGAAGAUUUGGAUGUGCAUGACUUCAAGCUGGUUUUUGGAGUAGACAUUCAGACUACGAUGGAUAAAGCCGAUCGGUUGCUGUACGGCGAAUCGAUGAUGACGCACGCAAUGGUGUUUACCGGUGUAUCGGUUGAUCCUAACAGCCAAAAGCCGACCAAAUUCCGCGUGGAAAAUUCCUGGGGUGAGGACCGUGGCGAGAAGGGUUACCUAAUAAUGACGGCCGAGUGGUUCAAGGAGUUUGUGUUUGAGGUGGUCGUCGAUCGCAGCAUAGUGAGCCAGGACGUGCUGGACGUAUUUGAUCUCCCGCCAAUAGUGCUGCCCGCCUGGGAUCCCAUGGGCACGCUGGCGAAGUAA